Sporothrix brasiliensis 5110 is the source of this 2370-nucleotide messenger RNA. Its product is annotated as RNA polymerase I-specific transcription initiation factor RRN3. The transcript is spliced from 2 exons. Gene Ontology annotation, biological process: transcription initiation at RNA polymerase I promoter. Gene Ontology annotation, molecular function: RNA polymerase I general transcription initiation factor activity; RNA polymerase I core binding. The record is from RefSeq and is a predicted model, not a curated record. Gene Ontology annotation, cellular component: nucleus. NCBI's taxonomy places the organism in Eukaryota, Fungi, Ascomycota, Sordariomycetes, Ophiostomatales, Ophiostomataceae. The coding region runs from base 1 to 2370 and encodes 789 amino acids.
AUGACAUCGACGCCGAUACUGGCCGCCCGACCUUCGGUGACCCGGCUUGUAUCGCCGAAGGUCGGUGCGGUCCCAUUUCCGGUCAAGUCCAUCCUGCGCGAAUCGUCUGCUCGGUCGCUGGAGUACAGCCAAAAUACGUUGAAGCGGAAAAUGGACGACCGCUACGACAACGAUGGCCAGCACAGCGCCGACAAGAAGCGUCGUCUGGCGGCCGACGACAGCGACGAGGAGAGCGAUGUUGAGGAAGAAGAUAAUGGCCAAAGCCAAAGCAGCGAGAUGCAGAUGAAGAAGAGGAUCACAGACGCCGAGGUCAAGGCCGAAUUAAUACGAAAUGGAGAGGAGAGUGAUGCCACCGGCGACGACAAUGAUGCAGGGACUGGCACGCCCGCAAUGGUGAAGCGGCAGAAGACAGUGCACUUCGACAUGAACCUGAACAUCACCACGGAGGUCGGCCGUCGCACACUCGAAGAAACCAAGCUGCUGGUACGGCGGGCACUCGAAAGCCACCUUCUUGCUGGUCGUCCUGGCCAUGACGACCAGGACUUUAUUGAGCUCGUCGAUGUGUUCUCCCACGACACUGAGGCGUACCGCGAUCCACGGCAAAGCCACCGCCACGGAAGUGCCGACGACGACGAGGGCGAGGGCAAUAUGGUGCCGCCCGACGAGCUUGUGCUGUACGUGGUGGCUCUUACUGCGUCUGCACCGUUACUGAACAAGUCGUGCAUCAAUCUGGUGCGCAAGAUGCUUGCGUGCUCCUGGAUUGGCCGCGACGACAAUGCCCAAGGUGCCUACCUCCGACCGGUUCUCGAAAUGAUUGUCGACCGCUUCAAGGAACCCAGCGCCUCGUCUUGGACCGUUCCCGACUUUCCUCCCGUCUCCCGCGAGACCACUCAGAAGAGACUGCACUUUGGCCUCAAAUACAUGCUGCGGCUGUUCCCGGCUGCUCGGAUGCUCGUGUCCAAGCUCGUGGCCCAGAAGUUUCCCUUCCCCGCCGAGUCCAAGAGUAUUCACAUGUACUACAUCGACAACUUGUUGCGGUUGCGCGAAUAUGCUCCGACCAUCGGGCUCGAGAUUCUUGAGACCAUCACAUCGCAGCUCGUCAAGAUCGACACAGAGUUCCAACUGGACCUAUCUGACAUGGACGAUGACCUGGCUGCCAAGGUCGUUCUCGAGCUUGCCCGGAAAAACGCCGAGAGAGAUGCCGUCACGGCCCGCCGCCUGGACGACGAGCGAGAUGAUAGCGACGACUCCGACUCCGACGUUGACGAGGACGACGACCUCCGCGCGGAUCGCGACGAGUUCGACUCCGACUCGGAAGCCGACGAGACCGAUAUCCCCCAGUUUGGCGACCCGGACUACAACGAAGAGCUGGCACGCGUCGACAAGUCCACACGGCUGGUGGAGAAACUUGACUCGACGCUCGACCGCCUGUUUGCGCUCUUCACCCCUGUCUUUGAGGAUCCCGACUCGGCGGCGGCCCACAGAUGUAUGGAGGACAUGCUGUCCGACUUUGCCAACUUUGUGCUUACGGUGCCCAGUUCGCGCCACACCCAGUUCCUGGUCUUCCACUUCAGUCAAAAGAGCCUGGCGCUGCAGGACAUGUUCACCGGCACGCUGCUGAACCUGGGCUUCGAGUCCAACCGCCCCGCGGCCGUCCGGCAAUCCGCCGCUGCUUACCUCAGCAGCUACGUGGCCCGGGCCGCACGGGUCCCGCGCGACACUGUGCGCAGCGUGGCGAGCAUUCUCUGCCAUCGCAUCGAGUCCUAUCGCCGGCGUCACGUGGCCACUUGCGGCGGGCCUGAUCUCCGCCGCUUCCAGGAGCUGUACUCAUGGGUGCAGGCACUGCUGUACAUUUUCUGCUUCCGCUGGCGCGACCUGGUGGACGCCUACCCGGAUGAUCUGGUAGAUCCAGAGGACCCGGCAUCAUUUGUCGGCAAGGAGCUCGAAUGGAUGUCUGGCCUCAAGCAUGCACUGAGCAACAUCAUCUACUCGACCUUCAACCCACUGAUGGUGUGCUCGCCGCCCAUUGUGGCGGAGUUCGCCAAGCUGGCCCACUCUCUGCAUCUCAUGUACGUUUUCCCUAGGAUCGAAAGUAACAAGAGCAUCCACCUGUCAUCGUUUGCGUCGGGCCGCUACGGCCAUGGCGAUGCCCUGCGCGAAGACGCGGGCUACACGGUGGAGGACGAGAAAUGGCUGCAGCUCGAGGGCAACUUCCCCUUUGACCCCUACAACCUGCCCAUCAGCAAGCGGUGGCUUGAGGGCGACUACGUCUCGUGGACACCGAUUUCCGGGUUGGGCGGUGGCGGCGACAGCGACGACGGCGAGAGCGACUCGGACAGCUACGACGAAGACGGCGACGACCGGUUAUGA